Molecule: messenger RNA, 1065 nt
Organism: Lotus japonicus
Lineage: Eukaryota; Viridiplantae; Streptophyta; Magnoliopsida; Fabales; Fabaceae
Product: protein JINGUBANG-like
Exons: 1
Coding region: 1-1065 (354 amino acids)
Molecular function (GO): protein binding
Source: RefSeq, a predicted model, not a curated record
AUGAAUAACUCCACCCCUCUCCAUGAUAACGCGAACUCUAUUCAAUGUGUGACUUCUCUCAAAACACUAACACCGCACAUAACAUGUCUUGCGGUUCACCGGAACUUUCUCUAUGCCGCGUCCCUAAACCUAAUCAACGUCUUCGACCUCUCCCAUUACACCCUCAUCGACACCUUCAACCAAAGCCCUCGUUCAGGUUUCGUCAAAUCCAUCACGUUCAAUGGUUCAAAAAUCUUCACUGCUCACCAAGACUGUAAGAUCCGUGUCUGGAUCAUCACCCCAUCAAAACGACACCGUCUCUUAACUUCCCUUCCCACCGUCAAGGACCGUCUCCGACGCUGCAUCGUGCCGAAAAACUACGUCACCUCUCGCCGCCACCGUAAGAGCCUUUGGAUCCAGCACAACGACACCGUUUCGGGUUUGGCGGUGAACGGGAGGCUCAUGUAUUCAGUUUCGUGGGAUAGGAGUUUCAAGAUUUGGGAUUUAACGAGGAAUUACCGUUGUUUGGAGUCUGUUAAGGCGCAUGAGGACGCUAUUAACGCCGUGACAGUUGGACGUGACGGCGCAGUUUACACGGCGUCGGCCGACGGGUGCUUGAAGAUUUGGAAGAGGGAUGAGAAGUUGAAACGGCACGUGCUGGCGAGCAGUGUUGUAGGGAAGCAGAGGCCAACUGUUAACGCGCUUGUGCUGGAUGACGGUGGCGAGGAGUUGUUUUCUGGCGGUAGCGACGGGAGGAUCUGCCGGUGGGAGAGUGAGUGCGGCGGAGGGGAGGGUGUUGUGUUGGUGGAGACGUUGAGGGGUCAUGGUGGGGCUGUGCUGUGUUUGGUCCACGUGGGUGGGUUGUUGGCGAGCGGGGCAGCGGAUGGGACGGUGAGGAUCUGGCGGCGGGAAAAGGGGAGUGGCGGGUAUUUUUGCGGGGCGGUGUUGGGAGGGCAUGAGAAACCGGUGAAGUCGUUGGUGGCGGUUUCCGGUGGUGGAGGUGACUCGAAUGGUGUCGUGACGGUUUUCAGUGGAAGCCUAGAUGGGGAGAUUAAGGUGUGGGAGGUGUUUGCUGGUUCAGUUUGA